AUGAUGAUGAUGAUGACGAUGGUAAUGGCGAUGAUGAUGAUCCGGGAGUUUGUUGCAGCCCUGGACUGUUGUGCUGGUGUUGUGAGUGUCUGGGAGAUGGCCCAGCUGACCCUUGUAAUCGUCCUGCUUGGUUUACUGCAGUUCCUGAUUCCGUCACAUUUCUAUGCUCCGAACACUCCAUCUGAAAAUUUAUAUUCGUAA
Messenger RNA from Gongylonema pulchrum, 201 nucleotides. NCBI's taxonomy places the organism in Eukaryota, Metazoa, Nematoda, Chromadorea, Rhabditida, Gongylonematidae. The record is from the annotation of a GenBank genome assembly.